GCUCAUAUUUAGCUAAAAGUCAAUGUGUACAUUUUUUUCACAUCCGCAGUUUGGUGAUUAGCAAAUGUAUAUAUCAUUAAGCCGUAAAUAGAACACUCCGCUGGGAUAACGUUUAUUCAGUGCGUUUGGGAGUGCCUGUGACUCCUCUUUAGGUCGAGUUCGCACCGGCUCAUUGCAUCGGCAACAACAAUUCGCAGCUUCCUAGUCCCACCCACACCCAAACAAGAAGAAAAAAAACUAUGGCACGCCCAAUUUUUCCAAAUCAGCAGAAAAUAGCUGAGAAACUAAUUAUAUUAAAUGAUCGCGGCCUGGGCAUACUGACUAGAAUUUACAAUAUCAAGAAGGCAUGUGGAGACACAAAAUCCAAACCAGGAUUCCUAUCGGAAAAGUCCCUUGAAUCGAGCAUUAAAUUCAUUGUCAAGCGGUUCCCCAACAUUGAUGUGAAGGGUUUGAAUGCCAUAGUCAAUAUUAAGGCGGAGAUAAUCAAAUCUUUAUCACUCUAUUAUCACACAUUUGUGGACUUGCUUGACUUUAAGGACAAUGUCUGUGAGCUAUUGACCACAAUGGAUGCUUGCCAAAUCCAUUUGGAUAUAACAUUGAACUUUGAAUUGACCAAAAACUACUUGGACUUAGUGGUCACUUAUGUGUCUCUUAUGAUCGUUCUGUCUCGCGUUGAGGAUCGCAAGGCCGUGCUGGGUUUAUAUAAUGCAGCGUAUGAAUUGCAGCACAAUCAGGCCGAUACGGGAUUCCCCCGAUUGGGUCAGAUGAUAUUGGACUAUGAAGUACCGCUUAAAAAAUUGGCUGAAGAGUUCAUUCCUCACCAGCGACUCCUGACAAAUGCCCUACGCUCUUUGACUGCGAUUUAUGGUCUGAGAAAUCUAUCUGCCGACAAGUGGAGAGAGACGCAGAAGCUCAGUUUGGUCGGGAAUCCAGCUAUCUUGCUGAAAGCGGUACGGACAGACACCAUGUCCUGUGAAUACAUUUCCCUGGAGGCUAUGGAUCGUUGGAUUAUAUUCGGUCUGCUGUUGAAUCAUCAAAUGCUUGGUCAAUAUCCCGAGGUGAAUAAGAUGUGGCUAUCGGCUCUAGAAUCCAGUUGGGUGGUGGCUCUAUUCCGCGAUGAAGUUCUACAAAUUCAUCAAUAUAUCCAAUCAACCUUUGAUGGCAUCAAAGGCUACAGCAAGCGGAUUAGUGAGGUAAAGGAGGCAUAUAACACGGCAGUUCAGAAGGCCGCUCUAAUGCAUCGCGAGAGACGGAAAUUCCUCCGCACCGCCCUUAAGGAAUUGGCCCUGAUUAUGACCGAUCAGCCAGGUUUGCUGGGACCGAAAGCCAUUUUUAUUUUCAUUGGCUUGUGCUUGGCUCGUGACGAGAUCCUUUGGCUGCUGCGGCACAAUGAUAAUCCACCCUUGGUUAAGCAUAAGGGUAAAAGCAAUGAAGAUCUGGUGGAUCGCCAGCUGCCAGAGCUACUCUUUCACAUGGAAGAGCUGCGCGCUCUGGUGCGCAAAUAUAGCCAAGUGAUGCAACGAUAUUAUGUGCAAUAUCUGUCGGGUUUCGAUGCCACCGAUCUGAAUAUACGCAUGCAGAGCCUACAGAUGUGCCCCGAGGAUGAGAGCAUUAUAUUCAGUUCGCUCUACAACACAGCCGCUCAAUUGACUGUCAAGCAGGUCGAGGAUAAUGAAUUGUUCUAUUUUAGACCAUUCCGUUUGGAUUGGUUCCGUCUGCAGACCUAUAUGAGUGUGGGCAAAGCAGCGCUGAGGAUUGCCGAGCACGCCGAAUUGGCACGCCUCUUGGAUUCGAUGGUUUUUCACACACGUGUCGUGGACAAUCUUGAUGAAAUCCUGGUGGAGACUUCCGAUUUAAGCAUCUUUUGUUUCUAUAACAAAAUGUUUGAUGAUCAAUUCCAUAUGUGCCUGGAAUUCCCAGCACAGAAUCGUUAUAUUAUUGCCUUUCCCUUGAUUUGCAGUCACUUUCAGAACUGCACACACGAAAUGUGUCCCGAGGAGAGGCAUCACAUACGCGAGAGAUCGCUGAGUGUGGUCAACAUAUUCCUAGAGGAAAUGGCCAAGGAGGCCAAGAAUAUCAUAACGACAAUAUGCGAUGAACAAUGCACCAUGGCCGAUGCUCUAUUGCCCAAGCAUUGUGCCAAAAUUCUGUCUGUCCAGUCGGCCAGAAAGAAAAAAGAUAAGAACAAAUCCAAACACUUUGACGACAUACGCAAACCAGGCGAUGAAUCUUAUAGAAAGACUCGUGAGGAUCUUACCACCAUGGACAAAUUGCAUAUGGCACUGACAGAGCUAUGCUAUGCUAUAAAUUAUUGCCCCACUGUGAAUGUUUGGGAAUUUGCGUUUGCGCCGCGGGAAUAUCUCUGCCAGAAUUUGGAGCAUCGAUUCUCCAGGGAUUUAGUGGGCAUGGUUAUGUUCAAUCAGGAGACAAUGGAGAUAGCUAAACCCUCGGAACUGUUGGCCAGCGUGCGGGCCUAUAUGAAUGUGUUGCAAACAGUUGAGAACUAUGUUCAUAUAGACAUUACGAGAGUGUUCAACAAUUGCCUACUCCAGCAAACGCAGGCCCUGGAUUCGCAUGGCGAGAAGACUAUAGCUGCUCUAUACAACACUUGGUACAGUGAGGUGCUCUUGAGGAGAGUCUCAGCUGGCAAUAUUGUGUUCUCGAUCAAUCAGAAAGCAUUUGUACCCAUCUCCCCGGAGGGUUGGGUACCCUUUAAUCCCCAAGAGUUCUCUGAUUUGAAUGAGCUGCGAGCCUUGGCUGAAUUGGUAGGACCCUAUGGCAUUAAGACCCUAAAUGAAACCCUCAUGUGGCACAUAGCAAAUCAGGUGCAAGAGCUGAAAUCCCUCGUGGGCACCAAUAAGGAAGUUCUCAUCACCCUACGCACCAGUUUCGAUAAACCCGAAGUGAUGAAGGAGCAAUUCAAACGCCUUCAAGAUGUCGAUCGUGUACUUCAACGCAUGACCAUUAUAGGUGUAAUCAUUUGCUUCCGUAAUCUAGUUCAUGAGGCUCUCGUUGAUGUGCUGGACAAACGCAUUCCGUUCUUACUCAGCUCGGUUAAGGAUUUCCAAGAGCAUUUACCUGGAGGCGAUCAAAUUCGUGUGGCCUCUGAAAUGGCCUCAGCAGCAGGCCUGCUGUGCAAAGUUGAUCCCACAUUGGCCACCACUCUGAAGUCAAAGAAACCCGAAUUUGAUGAGGGUGAACAUCUGACAGCAUGCCUACUCAUGGUCUUUGUGGCUGUUUCUAUACCAAAGUUGGCACGCAAUGAAAACUCCUUUUAUCGGGCUACCAUUGAUGGCCAUUCGAAUAAUACUCACUGCAUGGCAGCGGCCAUUAAUAAUAUUUUUGGAGCCCUUUUCACCAUAUGUGGACAGAACGAUAUGGAGGAUCGCAUGAAGGAGUUUUUGGCCUUGGCCAGUUCAUCGUUGCUACGUUUAGGCCAGGAGUCGGACAAAGAGGCCACACGGAAUCGUGAAUCCAUCUAUUUGCUGCUCGACGAGAUUGUCAAACAAUCACCAUUCCUCACCAUGGAUCUGCUUGAGUCCUGUUUCCCCUAUGUCUUGAUACGAAAUGCCUAUCAUGGCGUUUAUAAACAGGAACAAAUCUUAGGACUGGGUCUCUAGAUUAUCGUUAUUGGAUUAUCGCGUCACGUAUUAUUAUAUAGAUGUCUAUCAAACAAAGUAUUUUGUUUUAUUUUUUUUAUAUAUACAUAUAUUCGAUUAUUUCACUACUCGAAACAGUUACACAUGCCCAUUAAUUAUAUGUACUAAAGAGUAAUCUAAAUCUAUACUAGAGAACUCCACAUUUUUAUACCAUUAAGAAUAAAGUGCUUACGUAAACCAAA
This is a messenger RNA of Drosophila willistoni, 3841 nucleotides long. It is a transcript of the gene Hem, whose product is annotated as membrane-associated protein Hem. Gene Ontology annotation, cellular component: SCAR complex. Bases 240 to 3620 code for a protein of 1126 amino acids. Gene Ontology annotation, biological process: cortical actin cytoskeleton organization; cell projection assembly; cell morphogenesis. The record is from RefSeq and is a predicted model, not a curated record. The transcript has a single exon. NCBI's taxonomy places the organism in Eukaryota, Metazoa, Arthropoda, Insecta, Diptera, Drosophilidae.